AUGGCUCCACCUCGCGACUCGAAGAAAUAUGCAAGGGUUUCAUUCCCAACGUACGUUGUACAGGUAUCCCGUCACCCCGACGAACAAGUCGCUUUCCAGAGUCUCGUCGAUCGCAUGUUCAAAGCUGAAGGUCAAAGGCUCGAGACCUCCAUGCAAGCUGAUAUGCAAUACCGUCUUCGUCUCGAAUGGCGUAUCCCCAUCAUCCUAUUCGGACUGUCACCCCUCAUGCCUACGCUGUUCCGAGUAAUCCCCAUCGACGACACUGUCCCCAUCAUCAAGAACAACUCGCCAGCUUUCCUCGCCAUUUACAAGCUCUUGAUCAAAAACUCAUCAGGCUUAAGCGACGUCAUUCGGGAGAAGGAAGCCAAUAAUGGUGCUGGAGAAGGAACAGAACCAUUCGAUCUCGCUGAUGAGGGAAGCACGAUCUUCUACAAGUGUCCUUCUUGCGGUCAUGGAUUCAAGGAAGACAAUUGA
Aureobasidium subglaciale EXF-2481 is the source of this 474-nucleotide messenger RNA. RefSeq lists its product as uncharacterized. The record is from RefSeq and is a predicted model, not a curated record. Gene Ontology annotation, molecular function: nucleic acid binding; zinc ion binding. Bases 1 to 474 code for a protein of 157 amino acids. Gene Ontology annotation, biological process: DNA-templated transcription. NCBI's taxonomy places the organism in Eukaryota, Fungi, Ascomycota, Dothideomycetes, Dothideales, Saccotheciaceae. The transcript is spliced from 2 exons.